Molecule: messenger RNA, 2566 nt
Organism: Uranotaenia lowii
Lineage: Eukaryota; Metazoa; Arthropoda; Insecta; Diptera; Culicidae
Gene: Edem1
Product: ER degradation-enhancing alpha-mannosidase-like protein 2
Exons: 2
Coding region: 132-2474 (780 amino acids)
Biological process (GO): endoplasmic reticulum mannose trimming; mannose trimming involved in glycoprotein ERAD pathway; carbohydrate metabolic process
Cellular component (GO): membrane; endoplasmic reticulum
Molecular function (GO): mannosyl-oligosaccharide 1,2-alpha-mannosidase activity; calcium ion binding
Source: RefSeq, a predicted model, not a curated record
UGUGUUUUGAUUUUUCUGCCAGCAAGUCCCGUUUUUCAUAAUUUUUCCAUCUUCAAACCAAUAGAGGUGUCGUCAGUCGCUUCCUUUAAGUUGGAUUUUCAAUCAUUACGCAGCAAAGUUACCAUGAAAAUAUGUCGUUCCUGGUGAGAAGUGGCUUUCUGGUGUUGGUCCUGCUUCAUACACUACCAGUAGGAAUUGUUGGUCUGCGGAAAUACACCAAACAGGACAUGUACCGACUGAGAGAGGAAGUGCGGGCCAUGUUCCAGCAUGCUUACGAUGGGUAUCUGAAAUAUGCCAGCAAAUACGAUGAACUGAGGCCACUGUCGUGUGACGGAGUAGACACAUGGGGCAGUUACUCGUUGACACUGAUCGAUGCCCUGGACACGCUGGCCGUGAUGGGUAACUAUUCCGAGUUCCGGCGAGUCGUUCGAUUGUUGGAGCAAAAAUCGUUCGACAGCGACAUCAACGUGUCGGUUUUUGAAACCAACAUUCGAAUCGUUGGUGGACUGUUGAGUGCUCACUUGCUGAGCCACAAGGCUGGAGUGGAGGUGGAAUCUGGAUGGCCAUGUGAUGGGCCAUUGCUAAGGUUAGCUGCGGAUGUCGCUAGAAGGUUGCUUCCGGCCUUCGAUACCAGAACUGGAAUGCCUUAUGGUACCGUGAACUUAAAAUAUGGAGUGCCCUAUGGUGAAACAAGCGUGACUUGUACUGCUGGAAUCGGAACGUUCAUUGUGGAAUUUGGUGCGUUGAGUCGGUUGACUGGAGAUCCGAUAUUUGAAGAAGUGGCAUUGAAUGCACUGUAUGCCCUAUACAAUCAUAGAUCAUCGAUAGGUUUAUUUGGGAACCAUAUUGAUGUGCAAACAGGCAGAUGGACAGCCCAGGAUGCAGGAAUCGGAGCUGGGGUUGAUUCAUACUAUGAAUACCUAGUAAAGGCAGCAAUUAUGCUUAACAAACCGGACCUUAUGCACAUGUUCAACGAAGGUCGAAAAGCUAUUGAUAAAUAUCUUAAAAGAGACGACUGGCACGUUUGGGUCAGCAUGAACAAAGGUCAGGUGACGUUGCCAGUCUUCCAAUCACUUGAAGCCUACUGGCCUGGAGUAUUGAGCUUGUUUGGAGAUACUAGUGCAGCUAUGAAAACUCUGCACAACUACCACACGGUUUGGAAACAGUACGGAUUUCUUCCGGAAUUUUACAAUAUACCAAAUGCUGAAGCCGGUGCAAACAGAGAAAAUUAUCCUCUCAGGCCAGAAUUGAUAGAAUCGGUCAUGUACCUGUAUCGUGCAACGGGUGAUCCGUAUCUCCUUGAGGUUGGUGAGGACAUCCUUCGAAGUAUUGAAUACAGUGCUAAAACGCCUUGUGGCUAUGCAACAAUCAAAAACGUUCGUGAUCAUCACAAAGAAGAUCGGAUGGAAUCAUUUUUCCUGGCUGAAACUACCAAAUAUUUGUAUCUUUUGUUCGAUCCUGAUAAUUUCAUUCACAAUGAUGGUCGUAUAGGAACAAUCAUUGAUACGCCUCAUGGAGAAUGUAUUGUCGAUGCUGGGGGCUAUAUUUUCAACACCGAAGCCCAUCCAAUCGAUCCUUCGAUGCUCCGUUGUUGCCACGAUCUUCCAACACAGAACCUCUUUGAAGGAUACAGCAAUGAAAAGUUCGCUGGUGUUCCAUUACAUUUAACACGUACUAAAGAUGAGCCUGUAGAAAAACUUUCGGAAGAUAAACGGUCGCUGGAUAACAUAUCCGUUGUAGAGACCCAAAUAGACGAAGCAAUUCCAGCAGCAGUCCUCGAAGAACUUGGUUCUCAGCUAUCCAAAGCUCGGCAAGCUCUCAACGAGCGCCGUCAACGCGAAGAAGCAUUCCAAAAAGCGCAAGAAUCGCUUAAAACCCAACAGAACAAAUCGACCCCGGAAGGACCAUCUGACGAUAGUCUUAUUGUUCCGGUUGACAAACUAAAUAAACCCGAAAACACUCCAAAUCCUUCGCCCACACAAUCUGUGGACGAUCCGGAGAGGAUGACCACCAUUAAACUAACUUCUUCAGCGCGAGACCCGGACGACAAAAGUUCCACCUCCCAGCUUAAGCUGAACGAUAGUCAAAAACAACUUCUGUCGGAUGUGACUACUGGAGAAAUCGAAGUUCCUCCGCAACAGCAACAGAUCGAAUCCGAUGAAAGUGCGGAUGAUGAUGACUCAAAUCCGGCCAAAAAGUUUUUCUCCGAGAACAGUUCCACCGGUGAAGUGAUUCCUCCAGCCGUCAAUAAUCAACAAUCGGCUGGAGUAAACAAUUCGAUAACCGAAUUUGUUCAAAACAUGUUCAAAGCCAAAGUCUACCAGAAAGCCAAAUUCGAUCCGAAUGCGUUGCUCAGCAAGAUUCGCCAAAGCGGACACUACCGCAACGGGUCCUGGGCCGACAAGUAUGAACUGCUGAGCUGCAAGGCGCAACCGUUCCUGCAACGGAUCACAUUGUUGGGAGAGUUUUAUUGAGAGCCAGAGGGAUGCGAUUCUGAGGAUCUGAUUGACUGAUUAGACUACUUAAUAAAAAGUGACUUGGAACGUUUGGUACGGUUAAGAUCUAA